Messenger RNA from Caenorhabditis elegans, 2965 nucleotides. RefSeq names its product Membrane-bound transcription factor site-2 protease (gene Y56A3A.2). Gene Ontology annotation, molecular function: metalloendopeptidase activity. The coding region runs from base 64 to 1914 and encodes 616 amino acids. Gene Ontology annotation, biological process: proteolysis. Gene Ontology annotation, cellular component: membrane; endomembrane system. The transcript has 8 exons. NCBI's taxonomy places the organism in Eukaryota, Metazoa, Nematoda, Chromadorea, Rhabditida, Rhabditidae. The record is from RefSeq and is marked reviewed.
ACAGAAAAUCGGCCGAGAAUGCGAUUAAAGUGAAGAGCAAAGAGCAAAUUUAUAUAAAACUAUAUGCUGGCGACAAGUGCGAUCGCGAUCUUCCUAAUCGCGUGGAGUGCGGUAUUUCUGAUAGAUUAUGUGCUCCGAGUCGCCCAUUUCGAGCCAUAUCUCCGUCUUUCCCAUCGAUUCGGAAUCGAAGUUUCACCGUUUCAGCUUCGAUUCUACGUCACACCCGCUCCAAAAGAUACACUUUUAAGUGAAAAACCCACCGAUAUUGUUGUUGAUGAGGAGAAGAAGCGGGAUAUAUUUUUCGAAGAAUCACGUCGCCUGAAAUGCCGAAUCCUCGUGAUCCGAAUGUGGUUCGCGUGCGGUGUCAUUGCUUCCAUCAUCUGUCUCUUCGGAAUGACAUUCUACAUGUCACAUUUAUUAAUCAAAGAUGUCGGACAAUGGAUGACAACGGCUCGACCAAAAGUUCAAGCUUAUCGUGGAAUGGAGUAUCGAUCGAUGCACCAUGUUCUGACUUCAUUGAGCCCCGCCGUGGCACCACCACCUGCGAAGACGACAACAGCAGCAAAUUCGGAUCAAAUUCAUAACCCGGUGAUUAUGGAGGAUACCGAAUACGAUAUGAUUGAGGAUGGGCAGAAAUCUGAAGAUCGGGGAUUAGUUCCGAUAAUUCCUGGAUUCAACCUUCCGUGGGGACAUAUUCCGAUUUUUAUGCUCGUUUUGAUAGUUGCAGCGGUUUUUCAUGAGCUCGGUCAUGCGUGGGCGGCCACAUCAAACGGUGUCACAGUCAACGGAUUCGGCAUCUUCAUCCUUGCAGUAUAUCCGGGUGCCUUCACAGACAUUGAAGCCGUCACUCUGAAACGUGCCACCACAUUCCGUAGACUUCAGAUCUUCGGCGCCGGAAUCUGGCACAAUCUCCUACUGGCUCUUCUCGCAAUGGCCAUGUUUCAUGCGUCUCCAGUCAUUCUGUCACCAGUGUUGGCGAACGGUUACGGCGUGUCCGUACGGGGUGUCGAUGUUCGUUCAGGCCUAUCCAAUCCGCGAACGGGCCUUGUCGCUGGAGACGUUGUGAAAAGUGUCGAUGAGUGUCGUGUGGAGACUGUUGCCGACUGGUGGAGGUGUAUUCGAACGUCGAAAAAUAUGAAUAACGGGAGAUGUGUUGAUCGGGAAUCUGUCGAGGCGGCUACGGCGUUUAAUCACCGCACGGAAGCCGACGAAAUUCUGUGCUGUGACGAGUUUAACGUGACCACCGCUCACGUCUGUUUCCAGCGAGAAGAGAAAGCCAGCAAGUUGUCGGUCGACACACAGACACGAGCUCCACAGCUCAAUGCUCUUCUCGGGUUAGAAGGCGGCGGCGGCGGCCGAGAUGAUGCCUUACCUUACGGUGGUGUUGCACAGCCUGAAGAGAAGAAGAUCACAAAGUAUAGCUGCCUUCAUGCGAGAUAUGUGGUUCAGCAGGCGCUCUGUAACGCCAGUGAGCCGUGUAAAACGGAGGAAACCCCAGCAGCACAUCAGGAGAAGAUCUGUGUCUAUCCGGCACUACACAAUGGAACGCGGCUUGUGAAAAUUGAGCUCGCGAAUCGAAAUAAGCCUAUUCUUUUUGUGGGGCAGCUCAAUGAGAUGCUCGAAAUGGUGUCAAUAUCGUCGUUCACUCCGCGCUUCACGUUCGCCAGCAUCUCGUGGCUCGAACAUUUUGAGCUAACCGCCAAAUACCUGUUCACACUGUCUCUGGCACUUGGCCUAUUCAAUGCAAUGCCUGUGUAUGCUCUUGAUGGGCAAUUCAUAGUUCAUACGCUAUUGAAGAGUUCCGGCUUGAGCGUUAGACGCCGUGAACUAUUCCAGUACCUGAUUCUAACAUUUGGCACCGGUGUGCUCAUCCUUAAUAUUGUCAUUGGUUUCGUCAAAUUAGCCAUAAACUAGUAUUGAAUUAUUAAAAAAAAAAUUUUUUUUUUCCCCUCUUACGUGUCGUCGUUUAUUGCUUCUUCUACCCGCCCGAUCUGUCAUUUUUAUACUGAUUUUUUCUCUCCGAUUUCCAUGUGAUAAUCUUUUUUCUUUUUGCUUCGAAAAAUCCAAAAUUGUCUUAAAUUUAGGCAUACCACAAAAGAAAAACGAAUCGAGAAAGAAUGAAAAAUCCAAGGCGAUUUUUCAAAAUCCCUCCAAAUUGAGAACUGCACGACCAAUCAGGCGGAGUGGGCGGAGUUGUCAUUUUGGAGGGAAUUUUAAAAAUAGCGUUUUCGUUGGAUUUUUCCUUCGAUUUUUUUUUUGUUUUUCUGAAUUUGAGACAAUUUUUAUGCUUUUUCCAAGCAAAAUUCCCAUUGACACUACUCCAACACUUCAAAAUUUCGAAAAAAAAAACCCAAAAAAUUGCUAAAAUCUGAAAUUUCACCAAUUUUCCUUUCUGCAGCGGUUGGAAUAUGGUUUUUAUCAAUUUUUCACCCUUUAUCGCGUUUAUCUCGUGCUAGUUCGUUGAAUUAGGUAGGCAUAGGCAGGCGCCUAGCGACCUAAAAUGUGCCUGUACCAACUAUUUAAUUCCAGAUAGGGGGGGAAAUUUUCAUAAAAGCUCUAUUUCAGUGCGUGGUGUACAAAAAAUGCGGGAGAUCAACUGAUUUCGCAAUGGUUGUUGACGUCACAUUUUUUGGGCGAAAAAUUCCCGCAUUUUUUGUAGAUCAAACCGUAAUGGGACAUCAUUUCAGAUUUUAGCGAAUUUUUGGCUAUUUUUUUCCCAAAAUUUUGAGCCCUUUCAAAUUUCUUCGCAAAAUUUCUAUUUACCACUUUGUUCCUGUAUCCCGGGUUCUUCUUCUUUACCAGAAGAUGUUUUUUUUUUGUUUUUAAAACAAUUCCUUCACUUUUAUCUGGUAGUGCACAUAGGUUUAAAGCCUCAUAAUUUGAAAUUAAUUUUGUAUUUUUUUCAAAUUUUUAUUCUUUUUCCCUACACAAUUUUGCACUGUUGAAAUGAACUACAAAUUCCUAA